This is a messenger RNA of Brassica rapa (field mustard), 2179 nucleotides long. RefSeq lists its product as uncharacterized. The record is from RefSeq and is a predicted model, not a curated record. NCBI's taxonomy places the organism in Eukaryota, Viridiplantae, Streptophyta, Magnoliopsida, Brassicales, Brassicaceae.
GAUCUGGUCACCACCACCACGGCUGCAACCACCACCACCAUCACCACAUGGCACCGGCGAGGAGGAGGGAGAGAGGAGAGAAAGAGAGGCGUGAGAGAAGAAGAGGGAAGAGGGAAAAGAGAAGCUUGACGGCUAGGGUUUCCAAGUCUCUCUAAAUCUCUGCAGAGCUUCGCUCAAGUUUCAGAAAAUGAGAGAAAAGAAUGGGCUGCAUCUCUUUAUAAAGGAAAGGGUGAAGGGAACCCUAGGUUUUUUGUGAAAUGGGCCGUAGAGAAGCCCAUUCUUUUAUGAAAAUUUUUGGGCCAGGAACCGGGCCGUUACAGAAAAUCUCUCAUCUGUGCCACAUAAGCAACAAACCAGAAUCAUGAACCUACUUCUUGUACACGGUGCUCGAAUUACCCAUAAGAACAAGUUGGGUUUAUCUGCAGUGUGGAGCAAGUUCAGAUUCUAAGUGUGCGAUCAAUGGUGGCUUAAUCUAAGUGUGCGAUCAAUGUUGGGUUUAGAAAAAGACAGACUCUGUGAUGGGUCCAACAUUUAAAGAAUAUGAUUGUGAAUGUAAUGUCUUAUGUGUUGGACUUGUACAAAAAAAAAAGGUACGACCUUUAUUCAGUUUUUGUGGGAAUCUCACAUUGCAAUUUGUGUCCAUGAUCAUUGUUUCGUUUCCUGACAGCUACUUGUCCUUGAAAUGGGUUUGUGGGAUCGCAUGUCUGUAAAGAAGCUUUAGAUCAUGGCUUAUCUGUCUCUAGCCUUAGCAGAUCAGGUAGGUCGUCUGUACAAGAGUCAUGGGCUUCCAGAGUUACAUGGCAUCAAGGUACUUGUUAGAUCACCUCAACAUGUUUUAGGAACUAGAAUGUUUCCUCUAUGCUACUUCCAGAGUUACAUGGCAUCAAGGUACUUGUAAGAUCACCUCAAUAUAUCUUCUAAAACACUUCCAUCCUACCAUUUGGUUCUCGUGUAUUAGUUUUUGUUUGUCUUCUCAAAUACUUGUAAAAAUCUAAAACACUUCCAUCUUACUAAUUGGUUCAAUUUCUAAAAAAAAAAAAAAAUUAAGAACCUCAUAGGGGUUCUUCCUAAUGGCGCUUUGCUUAAGGAAGCUAGGUCCUGCAUAGGACUGCAUCAUAUAGAACCGGAAAGAAUUGAGCAUUGGGCUCAGGACCACUUACCGGCCCAUGCAGCCCACAGUAAUGUAACUCACAAAUCCCACAACACAAGUAGGUUCGACUUUUCUAAUUAUAAAUCGUACCGGUUAGGUGUUAAAGCAAGAAAUGUCCGGUCCUGAGCUGAUAUUUCCCAAACCUGUUAACCGUUGAAGAAGUUAUUAAUAACCAACCCGGUUCGCACAGAAACGAGUCCCAUUGACAUCCCACGUGUCGCUAAUGAAGAUGGACCAAAAGAUUGAAAGGCUAAGAAAAAUCACAUUGUCUGGCAGAAACAACAACACUCACAAGGAUCCUCUUUUGUUUUGUCCGUACUGAAACGAUGGACAAUUCUGUUCGAAUCUCCUCCUCCGUCUUAAGAUCAUCCAAUCUCUGUCUGAUAAAUCAUAGAUCCUCAUCUUCCUCUAGAUUCCUCUGCUCCCAAAGAAACCCCGACGAAUCUCCCGAAAACAACAACGGUGAUAAUAGAUCGUCGAGGGAUUGGGACAAAGCGUGGAAGAGUUUCAAGAAACAAAGCAAGAAGACGUUCUUCUCUCAGUUCAACGUUGACAAGUACGUGACGUGGAAUCCUCCGAGAUCGGAGUUUCCAUUGUCGGAAGAAGUUGAUCCUAUCAAAAGAACAGAGAGAUCCAAUCUCAUGCUUUGGACAAGUCCAAAGUUUACAUUAGUUGGAGCCAUCGUCAUUGUCUCAUUCCUCCUUCUCUACACCAUUCUUGCACCUGUCAAGUGAAAAUAUCUUUUCGUUUUCGUAUCCACUGCAAAGGUUAUUUAUCAUCCUAAUGGUGUAUUUACAUCAUGCAUUUACCGAAGAACUUCUAGUUUUAGCAAAUGGGAGGGUGCAAUUUUUUGAUUGUGAUAUAUAUUUUGAUGGUUCCUAGUAAAAAUUUGUCACUAGUUAAAAUCUUCGGCAAUUAAAGAGGCAAAUAGAAUCAGGCUGCCGUUUAUGUCAUUAAAAUACUUGUUCUGUUUCUUUUUUUUUUGGUCAAUUGUUCUGUUUCAUAUUAAGUGUUGUUAAUAUUACUAGA